GCGAGACGUGAAGCGGAACCGUGGCUCUAAAGACACAGAGACAGACUGGGUCAUGUUGUGGGGCUGACUGGGAUGGACGCUAUCGCACCACGGUGGAGCUGGAUAUCAGCGUGCUGCGGUCUCGAUGCUUCCUACCAAGGUCGAUAGUCGUGGAGUAGUGGACUGAGACAGCCAGUAAUGGCUCAUGGACAGAGGCCAGGUACAAUUUCCAAAAUUUUGGCUCCAGGCCCUCUGCCGUGUCCUCGUCCAGGCCUCCCGAAAAAGAGCCAAGAGGAGCGCAGAGGUGAAGAGACGGAGUUGUCUGCACAACCGCUUUCGACUUUGAAGAACGAUAACAAUGACCAGCGGACUUCUUCAGUUCCUGCCAAUCUCUAUUACAUGAGUUGUGACCCGAGUCCUGAGGACAUGGAGGACACCUGUUCUGAGUACGACAACAUGGGCUCUGAUGUUGAGCAAGACUACGACGAGGUGCUGCAUUUAAAUCGAGAGGGUGUCAUGGACAUGAGGUAUUACAAGCAGUACUGUCCCGAGGAAGGAGCAUUUAAAAAGGUCGCUGAUGCCAGUAAUUUAAAUGAGAGCAUCGGUACCGCUGAGCCGGAACCACAUCACAGCACAGAUAUGUGUGAGGGGACACAACCAGAGGCUAUAACCCACAAAGCAAGCUAUCGGUUAAGAUCCCAUCACUCCAAUAGAGCACAGGGGCAAAGAGAAAGUGGCCAAGAGAACAAGUUCUUCUUUAGCGAUGGGGAAGAGGUGGAAGUGCUUGAUGGGGUUAAGUUUAUAGAGGAUUUAGAGGAGGCUGAAAAUUGUGAAAGACCAGUAAGAAUCUGUAAAGUUGAAGACAAUGAUAGAACUAAAAAGGUGGUUGAGGCAGUGAAAAGACCAGAAGAGCUAAUCAAAAGGAACUAUAAUACACCAGUGGGCAAUAAAAAGCCUGAGCCGUCCUACAAUGGUGCGAGAGAGAAGGAGAGGCAAAGCAGAGGACGAGGACGGAAAGCAGCUGGACAGGACGCUCAACCUGUUGCCUCUGUAGUCAAAGCGUCUGCUGCUAACAAAAACGGACAACGUCCAAAGAUGCCAUCAAAGGAAAAUAAGAAGGCCUCGGUCAGAUCAAAGGCCAAAUGUCUGACCGCAAAGCAAACGCCUCCAUCUCACCUUCAAUCCCCGACUCAGAUCCCAGCCGCCACAGAGAAGGUUCAGCCUUGCAGGGAUCCUCCACCCAGGACCAAUCCGCCAGCGAAAGAGAGUAGGACCCACAGUAUCGAGACACCCCCAUUGUCUCCCCACGUAACAGACCAUCAGAGUGACCCUUCGGAAGAGAGGCAGAGUCGACCAGAAAAGGCUCAGCUGUUACAGCAAAGUGGGAAGCCCAAUGAGUCACCUCAUGAGCAAGAGAUACCAACAAGGCCUGAAUAUCCAGCUGCCACCCCUGAAGCUGAAGCCAGCAGGACCAGGAUUGAGAAGCCCAGAAUAGCACCAGUACCAAAUCAACAAGACGCGCCUGAAUGUAGAGAACUUCAUUCUCAGAAAGACACCGUUAUGCCAGAGCGUGAGAAGCCCAGGACGACAGUGAUGCUGGAGGAACCAGAUGCAACAAGGAGGCCUGUAUCUGCUGAACUGACCCCCGAGGAGGAGUCGAACACACCUGGGAAAUCCCAGGAAGCUGCUUCAUUUCCCAGCUUUGAGGACGUUCCAGGUCCUUGUGAGCCAGAGGAUCUCAUCGAUGGCAUCAUAUUUGCCGCUAACUAUCUUGGUUGCACCCAAGUCUUGUCAGACAAGAAUCCAACGAAGACGGUUCGCAUGACGCAAGCUCAUGAAGCUGUCAGUCAAAUCAAGGGUCAAGAUGAGGACUCCCAGAUGGUGACAGAAGUGGACCUGUUCAUCUCUACCAAGGCAGUCAAAGUGCUCAACGCUGACACGCAGGAAACCAUGAUGGACAGCGCUUUGCGAACCAUCUCCUACAUUGCUGACAUCGGCAGUAUUGUGGUCCUCAUGGCACGCAGACGCAUGUCUCAGACGUCAUCAGAGGAUUUCUGUGAAUCUCCAGAUUCAGCCAGUGAGGGGAGCAGUCAGUGUCGGAUGAUCUGCUAUGUGUUCGAGUCCGAGGACGCUCAGCUCAUUGCACAGUCCAUUGGUCAGGCUUUCAGCGUGGCCUACAGAGAGUUCCUAAGAGCCAAUGGGAUCAACCCCACUGAUCUUAGCCAGAAACAAUACAGUGACAUCAUCAACUCCCAGGAAAUGUAUCAUGAUGACCUGGUCCAUUUCUCAAACUCAGACAACUGUAAAGAGCUUUACGUGGAGAAGCAGAAAGGUGAGAACCUGGGGGUGGUCAUUGUGGAAUCAGGUUGGGGCUCCAUUCUCCCCACAGUUAUCCUCGCCUGCAUGCUGAACAGUGGACCUGCAGCUCGCUCUGGCAAGCUCAGUGUCGGGGAUCAGAUCAUGUCCAUCAAUGAUACCAGUCUUGUGGGGCUGCCUCUAGCUACCUGCCAGGGCAUCAUAAAGGGUUUGAAGAAUCAGGUGAAAAUAAAACUGAGCAUCGUAAGCUGCCCUCCAGUCACCACUGUUCUUAUCAAGCGGCCCGACCUCAAAUUCCAGCUCGGCUUCAGCGUUCAGAACGGCAUCAUCUGCAGUCUCAUGAGAGGCGGGAUCGCUGAGAGGGGCGGCGUCCGUGUCGGACACAGGAUUAUUGAAAUUAAUGGCCAGAGUGUUGUCGCGAUGCCUCAUGAGAAGAUCGUCCAAACGUUGUCAGUAUCAGUUGGUGAGAUCAACAUGAAGACGAUGCCUGCUGUGAUGUUCAGACUCCUGACAGGACAAGAAACGCCCGCAUACAUUUGAGGACCCUGCAUGGCUCAGCCCCACUCUGCAUGUCCAGCUGGGUGGGGUAAAGCAGCAUGGACAUGGAUCCGUGGGAGAAAGAGAUUUUAUUUUUCUAUCAUGUUUAUUUUGGCCUCUCGUUGCAAAGCUGUUAAGAACAUCCAGUUCUCAUUUUCUCUUGAAUCACAUCAUCGUAAUGGCCUUACAAUGUCUGUCUCUAGUGAUCUGUGUGAGACUAUGUUGUUUAGAGAAGCAUCAUCAAGGUCACAAUAAUUUUCUUAUGAAGAGAUAAAUUAGACAUUUAUAUUUUGAUUUGUUGUUUUUUUUCUUUCAUUUUUGUAGCUUAUAUGGGUUUUUAAAUUGUCUGAUUACUUGGACGACUCAAGGAUUUGUGUAGAAGGGCCAUAUUACUCCUCCUGUAUAUGCAUGUUAUGAGGAUUUAUCAACGAGGAAUUAACUUUCAUCCUGAUGGUAAAAAUGGCGCCGUAAAAGAAGACAACCUGCUGUAUAAAGGCGAAUAAUGUGUGACGCUGACGGCCAAAGACACACCUAUAAAAACGUGCAGUAUAUUUGGGAUCAUAACCUUUACAAGAGUGCACAAGAAUGUAACAGCAUACACAUUACUGAGUGAAUGUAAUGUCAAACAAAUAAUACAAUA
Molecule: messenger RNA, 3472 nt
Organism: Synchiropus splendidus (mandarinfish)
Lineage: Eukaryota; Metazoa; Chordata; Actinopteri; Syngnathiformes; Callionymidae
Gene: apba2a
Product: amyloid beta (A4) precursor protein-binding, family A, member 2a
Exons: 14
Coding region: 178-2835 (885 amino acids)
Biological process (GO): chemical synaptic transmission
Cellular component (GO): plasma membrane; cytoplasm; dendritic spine
Molecular function (GO): amyloid-beta binding; protein binding
Source: RefSeq, a predicted model, not a curated record